This is a messenger RNA of Andrographis paniculata, 970 nucleotides long. RefSeq names its product MYB-like transcription factor ODO1. The coding region runs from base 95 to 895 and encodes 266 amino acids. The record is from RefSeq and is a predicted model, not a curated record. Lineage: Eukaryota; Viridiplantae; Streptophyta; Magnoliopsida; Lamiales; Acanthaceae. The transcript is spliced from 2 exons.
CUCCAUAUAUACCCCUAUACAAACACACAUAUACAUACAUAUAUAUAUAUCUAGAGAGAGAGAGGAGAGAGAGAGAUUAGCUUAGAUCAGAUCAAUGGGGAGGCAGCCUUGUUGUGACAAAUUGGGAGUGAAGAAGGGGCCAUGGACAAGUGAGGAAGACAAGAAGCUCAUCAACUUUAUCCUCACCAAUGGUCAGUGUUGCUGGCGAGCCGUCCCGAAGCUCGCUGGCCUCCGCCGCUGCGGCAAAAGUUGCCGCCUCCGGUGGACCAACUAUCUUCGACCCGACUUGAAGCGCGGCCUUCUAACCCUAGCCGAGGAGCAGCUCGUCAUCGAUCUCCACGAGCGUCUCGGCAACAAGUGGUCUAAAAUCGCUGCAAGAUUGCCGGGAAGAACAGACAACGAGAUCAAGAAUCACUGGAACACUCACAUAAAAAAGAAGCUCAUAAAAAUGGGGAUCGAUCCAAUCACCCACAAACCCCUUCACAAGGAAGAACCCGAAAAUGCAAAGUCUCACACAUCCGAAAACUUCCCCGAAUCGAUUAAAUCCGGGCCGGGAGAAACACAAAACCCUAAUACUAACAAUGCCAACCAAGAGGAAAAUUCUCGUGCCCUAGCCGAUCAAAAUAGCUCCUCCGAAGAACUCGCGGGCAAUAAUCUCUACGAAAAUGACCCUUUGAUAAGCUGCCUUUUCCACGACGAUGCCCAGGAUAAUCAAAUCCAGGUGCCAUGGGAAUUUCCAACCACAAAUUUCACCGAUUUCGACGCCUUUUGGGAUGAGAAUUGUGCGUGGUUGCUCGAUUAUCAAGACUUGUCGAUUCAUGAUUUUGGCUUCGAAAGCUCCUCAAAGGUCGAAACGAGUGUCUUAACACCCUUGAACAUGGAAAACAACUUAUGAGUUCCCGAGAAAUCGAAUGAAAAAAAAAACGGGGAAAAAAAAAAAGAUCGAAUAAAAACCCUAAUGAAGAAAAGA